Struthio camelus australis is the source of this 3045-nucleotide messenger RNA. The record is from RefSeq and is a predicted model, not a curated record. NCBI's taxonomy places the organism in Eukaryota, Metazoa, Chordata, Aves, Struthioniformes, Struthionidae.
AUGGCUUACCCCCUACAAUCAGAUGAGCUUAUCUUUUUUGUGAGUGGCAGGAAGGUAACAGAGAGGCAGGCAGAUUCUGAAGAAUUGUUGCUGUUUUAUCUAAGAAAGAGGCUCCAUCUUUCAGGGACAAAAUAUGGCUGUGGAGUAGGAGGCUGUGGUGCCUGCACUGUGAUGAUAUCCACAUAUGACCCCGUUGCCAAGCAGAUAGGACAUCAUCCUGCCAACUCCUGCCUGCUCCCCAUCUGCUCACUGCAUGGUGCUGCUGUCACCACUGUGGAAGGGGUUGGAAGCCCAAAACCCAGGAUUCAUUCAAUUCAGGAAAGGCUGGCCAAAUGCCAUGGCUCCCAGUGUGGCUUCUGCACCCCUGGAAUGGUGAUGUCCUUUUAUGCUUUACUGAGAAACCAUCUGGAACCUUCCAUGGAGCAGAUAAUUUCUGCUCUGGAUGGUAAUUUGUGCCGCUGCACAGGAUAUAGACCAAUUAUAGACAGCUACACAUCUUUUGCUGGGGAGCCAAAGUGUUGCCAGCUUAGAGGAACUGGACAGCGUUGCUUGGAUCAGGAAGAACGUUGUAUUCAUUCAUCUUCUACAGGAGGUCAGGUAAGAUGCUUUGGAAUGUUUUUCAUUAUUUCCUCUUUGCACACUAUAAAGUUAGUAGGAAAGGGCUAUCUUGAACUAUGGCAGCAGCUGCUUUUCUGUCCUUGGGCAAUUAGCCCAGACAUGCAUUCAGGUCUUUGCAAUCCAGAGGAAUUCCAGCCCGUGGAUCCAACACAGGAAUUUAUAUUUCCUCCUAAACUAAUGAGAAUGGCUCAAGAGCAGCAAAGAAUAACUCUGAUUUUCCACGGCAAGAGAACAACAUGGAUUUCCUCCCCUAGCCUGAAGGACCUUCUGGAGCUGAAAGCCAAGUAUCCAAAGGCACCUCUGGUUCUGGGGAACCUUAGUGUGGGACUCAGCAAAAAUGUUAGUGUUGUCCAUCAUCCACUCAUUCUCCGUCCUGUUAGGAUUCCAGAAAUGCAUGCUAUGAGCAGCACAAAUGAUGGGCUGGUAAUAGGAGCUGCCUGCUGCCUGGCCCAGCUUAGAGACAUCCUGACAGAGACGAUCCCAAAAAUACCAGAGGAGAAAACAAAGAUUUUCCAAGCUCUUUUGCAGCAGCUGAGAACUCUAGCUGGAGAACAGAUCAGGAGUAUGGGUUCUUUAGGACACAUUGUAAGCAGAGGAUUGACUUGGGACUCGAACCCAAUCUUAUCAGUUGGCAAAUUUGUCCUCAACUUAGCACCCGAAGCUGGCAAACAACAGAUUCUUUUAAAUGAUCAGUUUCUUACCGGCUGUGAGCAUUCAGACAUUAAGCCAAAGGAGGUCAUUGUCUCUGUUCUCAUCCCAUAUUCUAAGAAGGAUGACUUUAUUUCAGCCUUCAGACAGGCUGAACCUCAGAAAAAUGCUCUAUCCAUAGUGAAUUCUGGAAUGCGUGUCAUCUUCAGUCCAGGCACAGACCCCGUUGUAGAUCUGAGUAUUUUAUAUGGAGGCAUUGGCUCAACCACAAUCAGUGCAAGAAAUUCUGGUGAGAAGCUUAUAGGAAGGCAAUGGAACGAUCAGAUGCUGAACGAAGCUUGCAAACUGGUGCUUGAGGAAAUUUCUCUCUCUACGUCAGCUCUGGGUGGGAAAGUGGAAUACAGGAGGACCCUGCUUGUCAGCUUCCUUUUCAAAUUUUACCUGGAAGUGUUACAUGGUUUACAUGGGAUGUAUCCCCUCAGGUAUGCUGAGAUCUCAGAGGAGCAGAAGAGUGCCUUGGGAGUGCUAGAAAGUGGUGUUCCCCAGGGUGUCCAAGUCUAUCAGGAUGUUGACCCAGGACAGUCACCACAAGAUCCUGUGGGAUGUCCCAUCAUGCACCAGUCUGGUAUUAAGCAUGCCACUGGUGAAGCAGUUCACGUUGGUGACAUUCGUCUGGUUGAUGGAGAGCUUUCACUGGCUGUGGUUACCAGUAUUAAAGCCCAUGCAAAGAUUAUGACUGGGCGUCCAGUUCGUUUUGUCCUUGAAAGAAAUCUGGAUAUGUUAAUCGCUGGUGGACGGCACCCUUUCUUUGGAAAAUAUAAGAGUGAGAGGAGAAGAUACUUUGCUGAAUUACUGGGUGAUAGUUCAUUUGAGGCAAAUCAGCAUCAUUUUAUUGACAGCAAGACACAGCAUAAAACCAAUCUCCUCCUCUUCGUUGGCAGUCAUGAACUGAAGAUGCUAUUGUCAUGUAUACACCUCCGUGAAACAAGUACGACAACUGUACCUAAUGGCAAAUACACAGCAGGUUCAAUUGGAAUGGAAAUCAAUGCAAGAACAGUCCAGGAUGCCUGUCAAAUCCUUUGGAAGCACCUGGGCCCUAUCCAGAGUAAAAAUCCUAAUGGCAAAUGGGAAGACUGGGUGUCUGAAGCUCACAAGCAAAGCACCAGUCUUUCAGCUACUGGCUAUUUCAAGGGUUAAGUUACAAACAUGAACGGGGACACAAAAAAGGGCCGCUUUCCAUAUUUUCUCUUUGGAGUUGCUUGUUCUGAAGUAGAAGUUGAUUGUCUGGCAGGAGACCACAAGAACAUCAGAACAGACAUUGUCAUGGAUGCCUGCUUUAAUGUAAAUCCAGCUAUAGAUAUAGGACAGAUUGAAGGGGCCUUCAUUCAGGCAGUUGGUCUUUAUACAUUAGAAGAAAUCUGCUUUUCCCCAGGAGGAGAGCAAAUCAGUCUUGGCCCAGAUAUGUAUAAGAUCCCUGCAAUCUGUGACAUUCCUGAGCAGUUCCACGUGUGUUUGCUGCCCAAUUCACGCAACUCAAUUGCCAUUUAUUCCUCCAAGGGCAUGGGUGAAGCUGGGCUCUUCUCGGGUAGCUCAAUUUUCUUCACGAUAAGGGAUGCAGUAGCUGCUGCACGGAAGGAAAGAGGAUUGCCCCUGGACUUCACACUGAACAGCCCAUUGACUGUUGAGCGGAUUCGCAUGGCCUGUGCUGAUGACUUUACUGAGACGAUUCCAAAAGAUAAACCUGGAACCUAUAAGCCAUAGGCCAUCAACGUACACUAA